AUGUCCGGCGAUACCGCCGACUUGCUUAACUCCUUUUCUCCGAUAACAUAUCACAAUGGCGUUGAUGCAAUGGCACCAUACGGCAAUUUCCGUGACACGUCUUUCUCUGGUCUAGAGGCAGCCCCAUUCGAGGAAGGCACAAAAGACGAUUCUGUGUGGACUACACAAUGUUUCGUGGGCACGAGAGGACCACGAAAUCAUGGAAACAGCACAACACAUCGCUCUGACUUAAACUGA
This is a messenger RNA of Plasmopara halstedii, 237 nucleotides long. RefSeq lists its product as uncharacterized. Bases 1 to 237 code for a protein of 78 amino acids. NCBI's taxonomy places the organism in Eukaryota, Oomycota, Peronosporomycetes, Peronosporales, Peronosporaceae. The transcript is spliced from 3 exons. The record is from RefSeq and is a predicted model, not a curated record.